This is a messenger RNA of Penaeus chinensis, 3034 nucleotides long. RefSeq lists its product as uncharacterized. The transcript has 3 exons. Lineage: Eukaryota; Metazoa; Arthropoda; Malacostraca; Decapoda; Penaeidae. The record is from RefSeq and is a predicted model, not a curated record. Bases 115 to 1338 code for a protein of 407 amino acids.
GAUCUUAUUACUGAGUGCAAACUGAUGUUUCAGAGCGGGCGCAGAUCGAGGAAGAGGGAGAUAGAGAAGAAGAGAUAAGGAGAAAGAAGAGAGAAGAGCGACGACUCGGUGACCAUGGCUUCGGAACCCACUUCGCCCACAAGCCCUACCACUCCCACAAGCCCCACAGACGACCACGAGGCAACGAAAGAGUGGCUUGAGACCAUCCUCGAGGGCUACCACAGAUCCAAGAACGCCGAGGCUGACCUUGAUCUCGAGCUGCGCGAAUGGACAAUCAACCCGGCUCCAGCAGACAAGGAGGGCUUCCUGUCUGAACAACUGUCCAUGACCGUGAACUACGUGGCCGAGGGGGAGGAACACCACGCCCACCUGCUGGCGAAGCUCCUCCCACAGGAUCCUUUUAACAGGGCAUUCGUCAUCGAAACGCUCUUUGAUGUGAGGGAGAUCAAGUUUUAUACCGAGAUCAAACCUGAACUGGAGGAGGUGGAAAGAAAAUACCUGACGGAGGACUUCCUCAGUUCGUCCUGGGCUCCUAAACUGUAUUAUGCCAAGCACAAGCAAGCCUCAGAAUCAAUACUCGUUCUGGAGGACAUGUGUCAGCACGGAUUCCAGGUGGAGGACUUAACCAAAGGCCUCAGUCAGGAUCAGAUCAAGUCCGCCAUCACUGCCCUGGCCAACGUUCAUGCUGCGGCAAUGGCCCUCGAAGUGAAGGAGAAGAAGCCCUUGAAGGAGCGAUACCCCUACCUGCUCUCGAUGGAACAAGCCGUGGAGUCCUUCACGUGUCUCGUCGACAGAGGUCUUCCCCUACUCCUGAAGUUCCUCGAGUCGCGAAAGGACUAUGCAGCGGUGCGCGAAGGGCUUCAGAAGUACCAGGGGCAAAAAAUGGCGGCUGAUGUCUUUCGAAAGGUCUUGACACCGUCAGAAAGAAUCAAUACUCUGGUUCACUGUGACUACUGGUGCAACAACCUCCUCUUCAAGAACGGCGAAGAGCGCACAGACUGCUGCAUAAUCGACUGGCAAAUGGUCACGUACGGAAGGCCAGCCAUAGACUUGGCAUUUUUGAUAAGCACAUCGUUGGAAACUGGUGAGCGACGCAAACAUUGCCCAGAACUUCUGUCUCACUACUGGGAAGCUUUCACCUCGAGACUCUCGAAGUUCGACAUAAAACAGGAAAAUCACAAGUACAGCAGAGAAGACUUGGAGGCAGAUUUCAAGGCGGCGCAGACGAUGGCAGGCCUGGUCGUGGUUGGGAGUGUGGAUAUUGCCCUCGGGUUCCCGGCCAGAGAGGAAAGGGUGUUGGAGCUCCUGGCGGACCUGCUCAAAGUCGGUAUUCUAUGAAACACUUGAAGUAAAGAACGUACAGCUGAUAUUUGUAAAUAGCAAUGUUAAUGAUGAUAUUAGAAAUGAAAAUCGUGGAGAAAGUCUUUAAAUGAAGUAUCGAGCUUAAUGCAACAAUAACGUCUCAUAUAUAUACCUGGGCAGAAGCAUAGAGGUGAUUUUGAUGUAUAUCUAUUUUAUAAUUCAUGGAUUAUCUGUAAACAGUACUUUUCUAUGAAAAAAGAAAAAUGAUACACAUUAAUUGUAUUAGAUCAUAAUUAGGCUAGAAAUCCGAAAAAAAUAUAUUCAUUAUAACUGUCUGUAGCCCAUGGUAGUGCCUUGGUAUAGGGUACCGCUAAUUGAAGUGACCCUUUGGGCAGAUAAUGCUAAUUGGUAUGAAAAUUAUCGAUUUGUUUUCCUCAUUUAUUAGAUAUAAGGUCAAGUGCUAGCUUCGUAGUGCAUCACCAGCUGGUCUGGCCCCAGGACCACCUCUGAUUUUCCUUGUUUGAACUCUUUACCCAUUCCGUAAAACGAAAAGACACUCAAAGAACGGUGUUUAUUAUAGGUAUCAUUUUUUAAAAAGUAUCUGUUUUCGUAGUAUUGUAAUGAUCUGUUUUCGUAUUAUUGUUGAAAUUCAACCUGAUGCAUUAUUAUUACUAUUCCCUGUACUCAUUUUUUCAAAACUCUGCUAAUUAUCCAUCUCCUCACAUGCCUCAGCUUAAAAGCACACCAUUUCUUGACCCUGCAACAGUCCCUUGCUAUUAGAGACAGACUGCAAGACUUCAAAUAUGCCAUUAUUCAGAUGAAUGAAUGGAAACCCUCAAUGUAAACACACCCAUGUUGUUAUUGUAAGAUGCAAGAUGUCAGUAUUGCUAUCAACGGCGAUUUCAUCCGAUUACGCUAAGAUUUAAUUAUCUGUAGGUGCUUUGAAUUCUGAAAAAGAUAUGUCCAGAUAACCAACAUAUGACACAUGUUAUAUCAGUUCCUGUGCUAUUCAGACAACACAGUAAAUGCUAAAUAAAACUAACAGGUUCGUAUAUAAAGGGGAUAUAUUUUUUUUACACUUGAUGGAAAACCUUUGUAAAGAGUGAGACAAACUUAUUGCAAAAAGUGAAAUAUCUCCUUUGGAAAGACAGCUCACACUAUAUUAUUGUUAUCCGAAAGAGGUGACCGUUAACCGAGUAGACAUUCCAAUUAUUUACUUUUCUAUUUGCUGAGAAGAAUGUUGUGAAGUCACGGCUUUUUAGUCUAUUGUGAAAGUACAUUUUAUUACCAAUCAAAUGACGACUAAAUGUGCUCUUUCAUUACAGCAUCUCACACUACAAGUUAUCAUUAUAAGUAAGAAUAAAUAAAUAUUAUGAAGCAGGUGGAGUUGGAUAUAUAUAUAUAUUUUUUCUUGUUAACUGCAGUUAACUAUUUCAGAAUCUUAUUUUUAUGUGUGUGAGUUUUUGCAGGUCUUCAUGUGUACUUGUUACCUUAAUUUUUUUUUUAGAAUAAGAUUUUUCUUUUCUUUUUAUGCAUAAGGCUUACAUGUAAAUGCUUACAUACAUAUUAUGCAUACUUACAUGUAUAAAUCAGUUUGAAGAUUCACGUUGAUAUAACACACAUACACACACACACACACACACGCGCACACACACACACACACACACACACACACACACACACACACACACACACACACACACACACACACACACACACACACACACACACA